Tuber aestivum (summer truffle) is the source of this 335-nucleotide messenger RNA. The record is from the annotation of a GenBank genome assembly. Lineage: Eukaryota; Fungi; Ascomycota; Pezizomycetes; Pezizales; Tuberaceae.
AGCACCACCCUGAGACCCUUUUAAGCCUCAACAACCUGGCUGCGCUGCUGCAUAAGCAAGCAAGGUACGGUGAAUCCGAGGCCAUGUACCGAUGUGCACUUGAGGCGAGGGAGAUGAUUCUUGGACCAGAACAUCCGGACACCCUAACAAGCAUCGCCCGCCUAGGCGCUGUGCUGCGAUCCCAAGGAAAGUACACCGAAUCCAAGACGAUGCAUCAGCGUGCGCUUGAGGGACGUCGGAAGACCCUCGGACCAGACCACCCGGAUACCUUAACAAGCAUUAAGAAUCUCGGCUUUGUACCAAAGUCCCAAGGCAAGCAGGGCAAAACAGAGACG